This is a messenger RNA of Helianthus annuus (common sunflower), 747 nucleotides long. RefSeq lists its product as uncharacterized. The record is from RefSeq and is a predicted model, not a curated record. Lineage: Eukaryota; Viridiplantae; Streptophyta; Magnoliopsida; Asterales; Asteraceae. Gene Ontology annotation, molecular function: zinc ion binding; nucleic acid binding. The transcript has a single exon. The coding region runs from base 1 to 747 and encodes 248 amino acids.
AUGGGUCGUCACAGCGGGUCGACCAUUCAAGUAAUUCAGCAUUCCGAGCCUAGAUCUGGGAAUUCUCAGAAGCGAAAGUCUGAGAGCUCAAAAAAGGAUUCCGAUGAGAAGCGUGAUAAGAAACGUAGUACGCGGAAAGCUUAUGUAGCUAACUCUAGUAGUUCAGGAAAGGAUAAUGUCAAGGAUGGCAAGAGUGGUUCUGUGAAGAAGACUCACGGUGAUGAGCAAGGAAAGUGCACCAGAUGUGGUCGAACUGGGCAUGUGACUCGCGAGUGCUAUGCUAAGAGUACGUCGGAGGGAGUUAAGCUCGAGGGACGCUACGAGUGCGGAGAGCAGGGACAUUUCAAUAGAGAUUGUCCGAAAGAGAAGGGUAAGAAUGCCAGGGACAGAGCGUUCGAGCUGAAUGCUGGGAAGGUACGUGAUGAUCCUGCAGUUGUUACCGGUAUAUUCUUGAUCAAUAACCAUUCUUCGUUCGUACUGUUUGAUACUGGAGCUGACUUGAGUUUUGUUUCGAAAAACUUUGAACCGUUUCUGUGUUUUCGAACAAGUAAGCUAACUAAAAAGUACUCAAUAGAACUAGCAAAUGGUAAAUUGAUAGAAACUAGCGAAGUCGUUCGUGGUUGUAGUAUUGGGUUAGACGAUCAUAGUUUUAGCAUCGAUUUAUUACCAGUGGAGCUGGGUAGUUUUGAUGUAGUUUUUGGGAUGGAUUGGCUAUCCAAGAAUAAAGCUGAGAUUAUUUGUUCGUAG